Messenger RNA from Nicotiana attenuata, 444 nucleotides. RefSeq names its product transcription initiation factor TFIID subunit 8-like. Gene Ontology annotation, molecular function: protein heterodimerization activity. NCBI's taxonomy places the organism in Eukaryota, Viridiplantae, Streptophyta, Magnoliopsida, Solanales, Solanaceae. The record is from RefSeq and is a predicted model, not a curated record. The transcript is spliced from 2 exons. Gene Ontology annotation, cellular component: transcription factor TFIID complex. Bases 1 to 444 code for a protein of 147 amino acids.
AUGGAGGUAAAGCAGAAAGUGAAAGAGAAUACAGUUUAUGAUGAUAGGAAAGAAAGAGCUAGUACUGAUGAUUUUGGUCGAGCAAUAUCGAGAAUUGCAGCUGCACAGAUAUGCGAAAAUAUUGGAUUUGAGGGCUUUAAUGAAUCAGCUCUUGACUCAUUUGCUGAUAUUACGGUUAAGUAUCUUUAUGACUUAGGCAAGACUGCAACUUUCUGUGCUAUUUUAGCUGGGAGGACAGAGGUCAAUGUCUUUGAUGUAAUAGAAGGAUUAGGGGAUUUGGGUGGGUCCACAGGUGCAUCAAAGAAUAAAAGGAAGAUACCCUGUUUUGUACAAAUGGAUGAAACUCCAGCGUUUAAGCACAUACCUUUAUGGAUGCCUGCAUUUCCUGAUCGGCAUACUUAUGCACGCGCCUCUACAUGGAAUGAGAGAGCUUCUGAUCCCUGA